GGAGGUGGAGGCGGAGGCGGGGGUCUCUCUCUCUCUCUCUCUCGGUUCAGCCAUUUAAAUAUCAACCCGUGAAACUGGUCAGGGGUUCUGACUCCAAGACGCCCGCUUGGAUCGGAUAAUUUCUCUGCUUUUUCAAGAGGAGCGUCGCACCGGGAUGUCGAGCCUGCUGGAGAACCCUCUCCAGGCGGUGCUCUAUCUGAAGGAGCUCACCGCCAUCGUGCAGAACCAGCAGAGUCUGAUUCAAACCCAACGAUACCGGAUAGACAUACUCGAGCGCCGGCUGGAGGAUCUAGCGGUUGCCAAUGGGCAGCUCCGGGACUCCAGCAGCCAUCACCGGCACCCUCCCCGCUAUCAUCCGCCUCUGCCCCCCCGGACCUCCAGCCUGCCCCGAACCAACAGAUCCGGGACGCCUCCGGUUCAAACCCAGCAGCAACAGCAUUCCUCCCUGGACAUGCAGCUAGUGCCUGUGGGACCCAGCAAUGCCAGUCCAGACUCUGCUGAUGAAGAUGAUCAUGACGCUCAGGACCCCUGCUGUCGGUCCCUGGUCCCACAGACACCUGCCACCUUGUGCCGAGCUGCGAGACUCCCACGGGCAUCUGAGAGCCAGACCAUCCUGCACCAGUUCUGCUGUCCCGCACCAGAGGCCCCAGAGGGAGACUCCCUAACCUGCUCCAGCCACUGCUCACUUGUGUCAUUUGAAACCACAGCUCGAUUCCAUGACGCGCCACCCUGCUCACAUCCUCCAGAAUAUGAGCUCUCUCCUGAUCUCAAACAAAAACAGAUAGAAGAACUGGAGCAAAAGUAUGGAGGUCCUCUGAUUUCCCGGCGUGCGGCCUGUAAGAUCCAGACGGCGUUUCGUCAGUACCAGCUCAGUAAGAACUUCCAGAAGAUCCGUAACUCGGUUCUGGAGAGUGGGAUCCCACGGCGCAUGUCAGUGCGCAGGGUCCGGGUACAGAGGGAUGGUUUCUCCGCUGAACGGGCGCUGAUGGAGGGAUGUUCACUCAUGGGCAUCCCGCUCACACACUCCACCUCACUGCCGGUGGCUACAACAACCACACUCACACACCUGGAGGACACAUUCACUGAGCAGGUUCAGUCAUUAGCACGGUCUAUUGAUGAGGCUUUGAACAGCUGGAAUUCUGUUCGAGAUGGGGAAGGAGUGUCCACUGUGGCCCCUCCCUCUGGAUCCCAUCCCGAGGGGCUCCUGAUGGACCCCACUGCCCUACAGGAUACCACACAGAGCAGCUGUGGGGAGAGCAUGCCCCGCAGCGCCAGUAAACUCAUGAUGGCUUUCAGGGACGUGACUGUCCAAAUUGACAACCACAACUUUCGCCUCUCCUCCUCAAUGCUGGAGUCAGUUUCCCUUGGUAACGGCGUAUCCAAGGAGACCAGCUUGAAACCCAAAACGGGGGGACAGAAUGCAGGCCAGUCGGCAUCGUCGGCCACGGCAGAGCCUGAGUUCCCAGCUCUGCCACCCAGCGAGGAAGAGAAAGAGAACCAACAGCCAACUGGAACGGAUGAACCGUCAGGGGUGGGACUGGAGGGGAAAAAGACCAACCAGACUGGACCAGAGAUGGCGGAAAACAGCUCAGAGCCCGUCAGUAGCAGCAGCACCUCAACAUCAGCGUGUGAGACGAUGAUUCUGUCUCUGCCCCGCCCACAUUGCCAGGACACACCCUGUGGCACGCUCUCGACGGAUAUUGCACGCAAACGCCUUUACCGCAUUGGACUCAACCUCUUCAAUGUAAAUCCAGACAAAGGCAUCCAGUUCCUGAUCUCCAGGGGCUUUAUUCCGGACACAGCCAUUGGUGUGGCUCACUUCCUGUUGCAGAGGAAGGGUUUGAGUCGACAGAUGAUAGGAGAGUUCCUGGGUAACAGCAAGAGGCAGUUCAACAGAGAUGUGUUAGACUGUGUGGUGGAUGAGAUGGAUUUCUCCAUGCUGGAGCUGGAUGAAGCUUUGAGGAAGUUUCAGGCUCAUGUGCGAGUGCAAGGAGAAGCUCAAAAAGUCGAGAGACUCAUUGAAGCAUUCAGUCAGAGGUAUUGUAUGUGUAACCCUGACGUGGUGCAGCAGUUUCAUAACCCAGACACCAUCUUCAUCCUGGCCUUCGCCAUCGUGCUGCUGAACACAGACAUGUACAGUCCCAACAUCAAACUAGAGCGCAAGAUGCAUCUGGAAGACUUCAUACGUAAUCUACGAGGAGUGGAUGAUGGGGCAGAUAUUCCACGGGAGAUGCUAGCCGGGAUUUAUGAGCGGAUUCAGCAGAGGGAGCUGCGCUCCAACGAGGAUCAUGUGACUUAUGUUACCAGGGUGGAGCAAAGCAUUCUGGGAAUGAAGACGAUACUGUCGGUUCCUCACCGUAGGCUGGUGUGCUGCAGUCGACUCUUUGAGGUCACCGAUGUGAAUAAACCACAGAAACAGGCCUCGCAUCAGAGGGAGGUGUUCCUCUUCAAUGACCUGAUAGUGAUCCUAAAACUAUGCCCUAAGAAGAAGAGUGCUGCCACAUACACGUUCUGCAAGGCCAUGGGCUUACUGGGAAUGCAGUUUCAUCUGUUUGAGAAUGAGUAUUACCCUCAUGGAAUCAUGAUAUUGUCUCCGUUCUCGUCAGAGAAGAAGCAGGUGGUGAGUUUCUGUUCUCAGAGCGCCGAGGAGCUGCUCACGUUUGUAGAGGACCUGAGAGAGAGCAUCACAGAGGUGGCAGAGAUGGAACAAAUACGGAUUGAGUGGGAACUAGAAAGACAACAGGUUGUGAGAAAUCAAACUAACAAGAACGACACACAACUAGACAUCCACGCUGGACUUAGUUCUGCUUCAGGGGAUGAUAUUUAUGAGAAAACGGGAAGCAAUGCGGUAGAGGUGUCAAUUCACAACAGGCUCCAAACGUACCAACUCAGCUCUACUCUGGCCCCACCCAGCGCUCAGCAACACCUGGCCGUCCUGCCUAGCCCCGCCCCUGGCUCCACCCUCACCAUCUCCCCCGACACCCUGAUCCAGUGCCAGCAGAUCGUGAAGGUGAUCGUCGUGGACUCUGCUGGGCGUGGCCAUGUGGAGGCGUUCCUCAGGCACAACCCCGCCCAUCGCCUCAUCCAAUCGUCUGUCUCCACGCCCACCAGGUCACGGGAGGGAGGCAAGCAGCAGCAGCAGCAGCAGCAGCCGCCCCUCCCUCCCCCGCCGCCUCCUUAUCAUCACCCGCAUCAGUUUUGCCCCCCGACCCCUCCACCACCACGCCACCUACUGAGCCAACGCAGGUACUCCAGUGGGACGCGCAGCCUAGUCUGAACAACACACACUCAGACGAGUUUACACCUGUUAAAGGGAUGGUUAACCUAGAACACUCUCUCUUUAUUUAACCACUCUCAUGUCGUUCCAAACUC
Messenger RNA from Sinocyclocheilus anshuiensis, 3372 nucleotides. RefSeq names its product IQ motif and Sec7 domain ArfGEF 3b (gene iqsec3b). The record is from RefSeq and is a predicted model, not a curated record. Gene Ontology annotation, biological process: actin cytoskeleton organization; regulation of ARF protein signal transduction. Gene Ontology annotation, molecular function: guanyl-nucleotide exchange factor activity. NCBI's taxonomy places the organism in Eukaryota, Metazoa, Chordata, Actinopteri, Cypriniformes, Cyprinidae. Bases 155 to 3277 code for a protein of 1040 amino acids. The transcript has 15 exons.